Molecule: messenger RNA, 1224 nt
Organism: Guyanagaster necrorhizus
Lineage: Eukaryota; Fungi; Basidiomycota; Agaricomycetes; Agaricales; Physalacriaceae
Exons: 2
Coding region: 375-1064 (229 amino acids)
Cellular component (GO): cytoplasm; mitochondrion
Molecular function (GO): ATP hydrolysis activity; ATP binding
Source: RefSeq, a predicted model, not a curated record
UUUGUCGACACCCUACAAGUCUCGUAAACAUUACAACGAGUUCGUACUCGAUCUCUACCGUGCCGUAUGGGAGGAGACAGCCAAGCGAAUGCGCGAUGUUGAACCUUCUCAUAGUAGCGUCGAACCGACGACGUGGACCAGAUCCAUCCGUGAUCAGGUGCGCCAGAUGCUUACUGUCGACAUCGACAAGUUCGAUUCGUUCUGGCAUCGUUUGCGACGACCACCCCCUUCACUCCAGUACUCAGUACCUAUCCCAUACGUCCUCGCCUCCAAGAUCUUACGCUCAUCGUACGUUCUCCUCAUUGACGAAGUCCAACUCCAAGACGUCUCCAGCACGCUUCUUCUUUCAUAUGUCCUGAUAUGGUUACUGGCGCAUGGGCGGUGUCGUCGUUGGAACCUCGAACAAGGUUCCAGAGGAUCUCUACGUUAAUGGUGUUCAGCGAGAGAGGCUUGAUACAUUUGGCGGAGCGUUAAGGGCCCGAUGCGAGGUCGUCAACGUCGGGGAAGACGAGAACAAAGAUUGGCGAAUCCUGGGUGCUCAAACAGCAUCAGGGCUGAAAAUGUGGUUUCUCAGUACAGAGAAGGACGAGUUUGAAAAUGUUGUCGAUGCGCAGAUCGGCUUUUCGUCAUCUCGUAACCUUACCGUCUUUGGCCGUCAAUUUCAUGUUCCUCGCGUAUCAGCCCAAGGAGUUACGUGCAUGUUCUCGUUUCAGCAACUUUGCGAAGAGUCCCUUGGCCCAGCCAACUACCUUACACUGUCUUCCACGUUUCGCACCAUUAUCAUCACCGACAUACCCAUCAUCCGCCUGCCUUCCGGGAAGAAUCAGGCUAGGAGGUUUAUCAGUCUCGUCGAUGCUCUGUAUGAAGCUCGCUGCAGAGUGGUGUACAUGGAAGACGUACAACUGGACGAUCUCUUCCAAAUCGACGUUGAUCGCGGGACAGACAAUACGGACGUGAUGUUGGCAGAGUCUGUCAGCCUGGAGAAGUAUCGUCCAAAUGUGAUCUCAUACCGCCACUCAGAUGGCAGUGAGCGAGAAGAAACCCGAGCGCCACUGGAAACCUAGGGUAAAGACGUGGGAAGGAAGCAGUGUGGUAGCUGGUUAUGGAGGGGCAUAUCGUUCUAGCGGACCUCAGGCUGCUUCUGCUCUCCGGUUGAGCGAAAACAAUAUGUGGGGUGUUCUCGAGGACUGGGGAGGGGGUGGUAGAUGGGGCAAAGGCGUGAGU